AUGCCACUCUCUCCUCCCCAGGAUAAUCACAAGCUGUACAAGCAGAAACUCGAGGAGUUAACCAAGCUCCAGGAUGGGAUCUCCAGCUCCAUCGCACGGCAGAAGAAGCGGCUGAAGGAGCUGUCGUUGUCCCUCAAAAAAUGCAAAGCCCACAUGAGCCCCGAGCAGGAGUCGUCCAUCCAAGAGACCCAGAACCUAAUAAAAGAGAGGCAGAAUGUUUUCUUUGAGAUGGAGGCCUAUCUGCCAAAGAAGAACGGGUUGUACCUGAGUCUGGUGCUUGGGAACGUGAACGUCACGCUGCUCAGCAAGCAGGCCAAGUUUGCCUAUAAAGAUGAGUAUGAGAAGUUCAAGCUCUACCUCACCAUCAUCUUGCUCAUCGUGUCCUUCUCCUGUCGCUUCCUUCUCAACUCCAGGGUGACAGAUGCUGUCUUUAACUUCCUCCUGGUGUGGUACUACUGCACCCUCACCAUCCGAGAGAGCAUCUUGAUCAACAACGGAUCCAAAAUCAAAGGCUGGUGGGUUUUCCAUCACUAUGUCUCCACCUUCCUCUCGGGUGUCAUGCUGACAUGGCCGGAUGGACUCAUGUACCAGAUGUUCAGGAACCAGUUCCUCUCCUUCUCCAUGUACCAGAGCUUCGUGCAGUUCCUCCAGUACUACUAUCAGAGCGGGUGCUUGUACCGGCUGCGAGCGCUGGGCGAGAGGCACAACAUGGACCUGACUGUGGAGGGAUUCCAAUCCUGGAUGUGGAGAGGCCUCACGUUCCUGCUUCCCUUCCUCUUCUUUGGGCAGUUCUGGCAGCUCUACAAUGCCGUCACCCUCUUCCGCAUGAUCCAGCACCCAGAAUGCAAGGAGUGGCAGGUCCUCAUGUGUGGCCUCCCCUUCUUCAUCCUCUUCCUGGGGAACUUUUUCACCACCCUCCGCGUUGUCCACCAGAAGUUUCAGAACAAGAACAAAGACACAAAGCGGAAUUGAAGUGGGAGUAGUGUGGGGGCCAGGACUGUUUCUCCCCACCGGCUCUAUCUCCCAUCCCCUCGAUGCCGUCCAGACUCUGGUGUCUCACCCUUCCUUGGAGCCCUGGGUGUGGGACAGAACUCGGGGCCUGCUCAUGAAUAGACCAUGUGUUCCCUGCGGUGCUGGAUCCCUGCAACUGCUGUCCCAUCUGCCUGAUUCCUCCCGGAGCACAGGGUGCAUGGGGCAGCUGCUCCCCUUCCUUCCCUCUGCCCUGAAGACAGUUACCAGAAUGGUUCUCCGGGGUCAAGGCCAGCUCUGCAAAUUCCCACCCUGCUGCAGGCAGGGGGCAGCCUGAGGAGCCCAGCUUCCAUCAACUCCCUUGGGACAAGGCAGGGUCCAGGGCUGAUGGCUGCCUCCAACACAGCUCCUGGGGUGGUCAGUGCUCACCCCAUCCCCACAGGCAGGGCAGCCCCCCCACACUGAAGGCAGAGGUAGAGCAGCCCUCACAUGCAAGCACAUCCCUGGCUGCCCCAGCAGCCCUUGGUGCUUUCAAGGGCAGCUGGAGGCCAUGCACAAGUGCUGGCUUCCAGGGUCUGUCAUGUCCUGGUUCCUCCUUUGCCUUCAAGCAGCAGGGCAGAGGGCUGAGGUGCAGGAGCUGUGCCACUGGAGGCAUGGGAGCACCACGAGCCUAAACCAGGCUUCAUGCCAGAGCUGCACAAACAGCACCCUGGUCUCGCAGCUCUGUGGGAUGCACAUGUAAAAAUAAAGGGAGGGUGCUGCUUCGGAACAGCUUGCAUGCUCUGCUCUGCAGAUUUGGUGCAGCAGGCCCCCAACACAUCAGGGGGAGGGAAGAAAAGCCACCUCCAAGUGUCCCCACACCAGCCUGUGGGGACAGGAGGGCAGUGCUGCGAGCUCCCUCCCGUGGUUUUCUCCUGGCCUGCCCCCAGGCUGCAGCCAGAGCUUCAGCCACCCAACAAGCCAAGCAGAGCCCAGCAUCCCUGCAGACUGAGGGAAGAGAAGCCCUGUACUGCCACCAGGAACUCCUGAAGUGCUGGGAACCAAACCACCUCCAGCACAGCGGUGCCUCAGUCCAGAGCCAUCCCUCCCCUGCUGUCACCCUCACCCCCCCCGCCAGGGCUCAGCACCCCAGGGUAGGGGCUCCAGCUCAGCCUAAACCCAGAGCUGCUGCCUGCUUCCCCAGGUUUCCUCCUGGGUAGCAGCCAUUGCUCCUCCUGCCUCCCUCUUCCCUCUGGCAGAGCAGAGAGAGGGCAGUAAGCAAACUACAGAAACAGUAUUUGUAUUCCAAGGGGCAAGUGUAUUUAAAUAAUUUACAGUCAUUAGACAG
This is a messenger RNA of Egretta garzetta (little egret), 2296 nucleotides long. It is a transcript of the gene TMEM120A, whose product is annotated as transmembrane protein 120A. Gene Ontology annotation, cellular component: membrane. The coding region runs from base 1 to 972 and encodes 323 amino acids. The record is from RefSeq and is a predicted model, not a curated record. The transcript has 11 exons. Gene Ontology annotation, biological process: fat cell differentiation. NCBI's taxonomy places the organism in Eukaryota, Metazoa, Chordata, Aves, Pelecaniformes, Ardeidae.